AUGGCAGACGAGCCCGAAAAUACAGUUCUCCUUAACUCUUCCGAGGCGGAAUCAGAGGCGGAUGAGUCGGGCGAGUCUGGCUUUGAGCAUAACAAUGGCUUCUUCGACAUCGAAGCCUCCGAGUCCGACGCCGACGCCGACGCCGAGUCCGACGGUGAGCCUGGUAGCGAGUCGGUGUCCGGAUCAGACCAGGAUGACGUACAUUAUUUUCCCCAGUUCCGACGGCUUCCAAUUGAGCUCCGCCACCGCAUCUGGGAGUUCUUCUGCCCCGACCUGACGGCAAAGUCACGCGUCUUCAACUUCAUGAUCGUAGCCACCAUGAGAGACGGCAUCGGCGCCGACGAAAGCGCCACCCUGGAGCAGCAGACUGCCCCGGCGAGGGCUGUUCUGGCCACCAACCGCGAGAGUCGUGCUAUGGCGUUGAGGAUCUUUCCGGACACACUAACUUUUCGCGGCGGCCACGGUAUGAUUCCCUUCAACAAGGACAGGGAUGUCGUCUUUGUCGAUAUCUCGUGUCGCAACCACGGCCGAAUCGGGGCCAUCCCCGGCUUCACAGACAAAAUCAGCCACCUGGCCAUGUACCCCGUCUUAUUUGAGCCCGACUUUCAAAAGCUCGACACCCUCCGCUUCUUUCUAGCCUUCCCAGACCUGCGAACCGUCUACUCCUAUGCCAGCGAUUCAGAUCACAAGGAGCGGCUCGAAAAGUGGUGCGUAUCGGAUUUGAUAUACCGCUACUACACCCGGACCUUGGAAAUAGCGCCGGGACUCGGCGAGAAUCUGCAGUUCAUGUACUGCUGGCCCAAUCUGGACCAGCAUAGGGACUUCGCUACGCGUGCGAUUCCCACUGGCAAGUUGAAUAUCAUGAAGGACGAGCUGAAGGAGGCCGCUACACGCCUCAAAGGAGUAGAGAUCCCUGGCGUAGACGCCGCUCCGCUGACGGACGAGGAAGUUGCUCAGCUAGGCAGGAUCGAGAUGUGGCCUAUGAUCUGCUUCGAAUUUGACGAGGGUCUUGAAGCGUUUGACAGGCUGCUGGAACUGAACAUCCCCGACGACUGGGAGUUGAGUUCGGGUUCAUCAUCGGAGUCAGAAUCCAACACGAACUCAGACCAGUACGAGAGCGAAGGGAUUGAUGAUGCUGAAAUCGACGAAAACGAGGACACUUCAAGUGGCGGAGAAGACGACCUAGAAGAUGACCUGGAAGUGCUGCCGCUGCUGUCAGAUGACGAAUCGAUGACUCUGGAUGAGUCAGAUCCUCUCCAACAUCAGCUUGGCGAUGGUGACGCGGCAGCCCAGUUUUCCAGCCCUGAUCCGGGGUCUGCAUCUGCGGGCGAAUCAGAUGCGUCGCGGUCGGAGGCCCCCCAGGCGUCCAGACGAGCCGGUUACCCUAUACGCCAAAUCGUCUCGUCUAGUUCCGAAGGCGAGUCCGGUGGCGAUUCCCAGGGGGGAAAGGUCAAGAAACGAGGUGGAAAUCGUCGCGCUCGUGUCGUUUUAUCUGACUCGGAAGAGGAAGAGGAUUCCGGUCCCAGUACAGCCCAGGUGGCAGACCCUGCCACAUCCGAGUCCGAAGAGGACGGUGUUAGCAAGGAGGAGCCCGAUGAGGACCAGGGCACGGGAAGGCCGAUGUCUCUUGCCGAGCGACUCCAGCUGCACCGCAAGGAGAAUCCAGUACCAUCUUCGGGGUCAGGCGACGACUCUGAUGCCGAGACAAGUGGUGGUGACUAUGACGGCCGCAAUUAUGCCGAGUUCGAUGGCUUCGAGGAGGACGGGGAGCUUGGCGGUGAAGCAGAAGAUCAACCUGCCAACGGCAUGUUCAUGGACAUGGCCGAAGAGUCCGAUGAGGAAAGCGGGUAG
This is a messenger RNA of Phialemonium atrogriseum, 1851 nucleotides long. RefSeq lists its product as uncharacterized. Bases 1 to 1851 code for a protein of 616 amino acids. NCBI's taxonomy places the organism in Eukaryota, Fungi, Ascomycota, Sordariomycetes, Cephalothecales, Cephalothecaceae. The record is from RefSeq and is a predicted model, not a curated record. The transcript has a single exon.